Messenger RNA from Besnoitia besnoiti, 708 nucleotides. RefSeq lists its product as uncharacterized. The record is from RefSeq and is a predicted model, not a curated record. Lineage: Eukaryota; Apicomplexa; Conoidasida; Eucoccidiorida; Sarcocystidae. The coding region runs from base 1 to 708 and encodes 235 amino acids. The transcript is spliced from 3 exons.
AUGGAAGAUACCGACACUUGUGCCACCACAGAAAAUGCCUCCAUGGGGAGGAACUGGGGCGCUCAAGCGAAGCUGGUUUCUAGGACCCGGAGGGGGUUGGCAGUGUGCAUAGCGUUAUACCUUGUCACCUGGUACUGGGAGGGAGAAUGUGUUGUUCGCUGCUUGGUGGGAGACGCGAAAGUGACGGAUAUGGCGCAUGUCAGCGAGUCCGUCAGGCCGUCGGAUCCGGAGAGCGUGGAAAGCUCUCAGAAGGCUUCCCAUGCAGCCGAGGCCAAUGCACUGCGGAGUGCGGACACUCUUAAUAGGGCCACGUCGCAGAUCAAUGAGAGCAACGCAGAUGAGCAGGAGACUCCUCCAUCUGCGGAGUUGUCCGCAUCGCAGGGGUGGGACCUUCAGACACCUGCGUACUCAGACUUCGAAUACGAUUACGACUACGGGGCUCUGCAACCAGAAGGCUGCCCAGGAGGGGGCUGCCUACAGUACCGGGACAGUGCAGAAGUGGUAGAAGAGGAGAGCUUCAAACGAAGGAAGCCAGUGGUCGUCACCCGCAGAAGACAAGGUUCAGAGUGGUACUAUCCGGAGGACGAAACAACAAGUAGCAAGAUUUUGCGUGGCAUCGGUUACGGAUGGAUUGCGUUCAUGGUCUACGCUGUUAUCCGGCACGGGAUCACCGAACGCGGCAGCGAUCUCUACUACGACGAUGGCUAG